Molecule: messenger RNA, 1911 nt
Organism: Fulvia fulva
Lineage: Eukaryota; Fungi; Ascomycota; Dothideomycetes; Mycosphaerellales; Mycosphaerellaceae
Product: Glucoamylase I
Exons: 2
Coding region: 1-1911 (636 amino acids)
Biological process (GO): polysaccharide catabolic process
Cellular component (GO): fungal-type vacuole
Molecular function (GO): starch binding; glucan 1,4-alpha-glucosidase activity
Source: RefSeq, a predicted model, not a curated record
AUGCACAAGCACAUGAUGAUGCUUCGUGGCAGGCGGGGACGAGACAAAACUAUCAUCGUGUCCGCCUUCGUGGCUUUCUUCUACCUCUUGUGGACGCUCGCAGGAGCAGCAUACAGCCAUUUAGGACAAGGAGACCUACGACCUCGAGCGACAGGCUCUCUCGAAUCAUGGCUGGCCGCCGAGUCGCCAGUCGCUCUGCAGCGUAUUCUGAACAACAUCGGCUCGAGCGGUGCAAAGGUUCCUGGAGCCAAGGCUGGCAUCAUUGUCGCAUCGCCAUCGAAGAGCAACCCUGAUUAUUUCUAUACUUGGACGCGAGAUGCAGCUUUGACGAUCAAAUGCCUGACAGACCAGUUCCUAUCGGGGAGCUCUCCGAGUUUGGAAGGCACCAUUCAAGACUACAUCAACUCUCAAGCAUCUCUGCAGACUGUCGGCAAUCCAAGCGGUGGGCUCUGCACUGGAGGCCUCGGAGAGCCCAAAUCCAAUGUCGACUUGACUCAAUUUACUGGCGCUUGGGGUCGACCACAGCGCGACGGGCCUGCUCUACGUGCGACGGCUAUGAUCGCAUAUGCUCGAUACCUGUUGGGCAAGGGUCAGAACGCCACCGUCGCCAAAAUUAUCUGGCCAAUCGUCCAGAACGACUUGUCCUACGUCAGUGCGAACUGGAAUAUGACGGGGUUCGACCUCUGGGAGGAAGUGAAUAGCGCAUCCUUUUUCACAACCGCCGCUCAGUAUCGUGCUCUGAUCGAAGGCAGUGCGCUUGCAUCUCAGAUUGGCAAAUCCUGCUCGGCUUGCGAUUCACAAGCGCCACAAGUGCUGUGCUUCCUGCAGUCAUACUGGACUGCAUCGUAUGUGCUGUCCAACACUGGCGGCGGUCGCUCAGGGAAAGACGCGAACAGCUUGCUGACAAGCAUACACCUCUUUGAUCCGGCUGUAGGCUGCAACGCCAAUACGUUCCAGCCGUGCAGUGACAAGGCACUUGCCAAUCACAAGGUAGUCACCGACUCUUUCCGCUCAAUUUACACCAUCAACGACGGCAUUCCGCAAGGUACUGGUGUGGCUGUUGGCCGCUAUCUUGAAGACAGCUAUCAAGGUGGCAACCCGUGGUACCUCAGCACUUUGGCUGCAGCUGAGCAGCUGUACGAUGCUGUGUACCAGUGGAAGCAGCAAGGCUCAAUCUCGAUCACGACGAUCUCACUGCCCUUCUUCAGGGAUGUCUAUUCAUCGGCCGCUGUCGGCACAUAUGCCUCAUCCUCAGCCACGUUCACUUCCAUCGUCAAUGCCGUUUCGACAUACGCCGAUAGCUAUAUGGCGAAUGCACAGAAGUACACACCGCAGAAUGGUGCUCUGGCUGAGCAAUACUCACGGUCGAAUGGAACACCACUUUCAGCGGUCGACCUUACCUGGUCAUAUGCCGCCUUCUUGACAGCUCUCAACGCUCGCAAAGCCGCCAUGCCUGCCUCAUGGGGCGCAGCAGCUGCGCGUCUGCCAGGUAGCUGCUCGGGAAGCUCUGCCACUGGACUUUGCGCUACAGCAACAAACACCUUCUCGCGUCCUGGCAGCACUGGAACACCAACCACCACGGCAUGCUCCGCCACGCCAACGUUGACGAACGUUCUGUUCAAUGAGAUUGCCACGACUACCUUUGGCGAGAACGUCUUUAUCGUGGGCAGUAUCUCUCAGCUCGGCAGCUGGGACACGAGCAAGGCAGUCGCUCUCAGUGCCGACAAGUACACAAGCAGUAACAACCUCUGGUAUGUCUCGGUAUCGCUGCCGGCCGGUACCAGCUUCCAGUACAAGUAUGUCAGGAAGGAGAAUGAUGGUAGCACUCGAUAUGAGGGCGACCCUAACAGGAGCUAUACGGUACCUAGGAAUUGUGAUGGAUCUGCGACGGUGAACGAUACCUGGAGAUGA